Dromiciops gliroides (monito del monte) is the source of this 2654-nucleotide messenger RNA. RefSeq names its product maestro heat like repeat family member 9 (gene MROH9). NCBI's taxonomy places the organism in Eukaryota, Metazoa, Chordata, Mammalia, Microbiotheria, Microbiotheriidae. Gene Ontology annotation, cellular component: cytoplasm. The record is from RefSeq and is a predicted model, not a curated record.
GCCUGUUGUAAGGGAAAGACAUUGACUUGCUCUUCACUCCAAAGCCCUAGCACUGAUGGAUAUAUCCAAUCUCCACUCUUUGCAGGCCAGUGUGAAAUGGCGUCACAUGUUACGUGGAUCCCUUACAGCAAUUUGAUACCCAACUGAAGACAACAGAGGAAUGCUUUAAAAAUGUGUUCUCCAUGCCUGAUUUAGAAAUACUAAAAGAGAGGCAAUUGAAUGAAACGGAUCAAAAAGAUAUCGAGCAACUGUACAAGACUAUUUUAAGCACCUUUGAGGACACACUUCUGAUCUUGGUUUCAAAAGACCUCUACAAGUUACAGCUCUUAAGGGAAAUGAUCAUAUGGAUGAAUGAGACUAAUUACUUGCAGGAGCGAGUCAUGAACAUCAUAAGCAGAGUCUUAAAGUAUUCAUCCAGAAAAAUAAAGGGAUCUACAAGUGUUGAUGCUCCAUGUAUGGGUCAGCUGGCAGUAGAACUGGCCAUUUUAUGCAAUCAUGAAGAUUUCCAAAUUGUUGUCCACUCUUCUUUGGCAGUAUAUUAUCUCCUCUGCAUUGUAAAAUACCAGAAUGAGGAUUUGUGUGGCUACAUAAUGAUGGAGCUGCAACCACUAGAAGGCUGCCUAUGCACUAACCCUUUCGAAAUCGACUUUGUGCCUAGUAUCUUUCAAAGAAACAAUGCUGCUCUUGCUAAGUAUAUAGGUGAAUACUUGUCACCAAAUCUGCUCAAUGACUUUGUUUAUGGACUUCUGAAGAAACUUUGCAAUCUACCAUUGAAGCAUGCGACUGUAGCAGCAACCUUAUUGAGUCUGGUUCUAGAAGACAAUGGCUCUAAAGUGACCAGGGCAGCUAAGAUUGUGGAUUAUAUUCAUAAGGAAUUGAGUAUUGGGUCACCUAACAAUCUAAAGCAAUCACUGCUGAAGAUAGUCACUCUGUUGACUCGUUCCUGCCCCCAGAAAGUUGUCUUUCAACUUCUAGACUAUAUGUUUCCAGUAGACAGGUCAGUGCUGGAGAUGUGGCAAGCAGUCAGUUCAGAAAAAACCUCCUCAACUCUUGUGAUGAAGACAAUCCUUACCGUGUUAAAAGGGAAACCUGGAGAAGUGGACGGAAGCAGUCUAACUCGAAAGCGUUUUUCCCUUGAUGCUGCCAACAUGAUGCCUGUGACAGCAGCCCAGGCUCUCUGCACCUUACUCCCUGUCCCUGAGUACAAGAAGCACAGCCCAGUUUUUCCUGAGCUGUUAAUUGCCCUAAUACUACAACUCCAUUAUAGUAGUGAAAUGAAGAUGAAAAGAAUUAUGGAACAAUCGAAGCUUGAGACUUCUACUGAGAUCUUCAGGAUUGCAACAAGUGGAGUAAUGCCCUUCAGAAAAGGGAUUGCUGGAACCAGUUUCCAAUCUCAUAUUCACCACUAUGGAGUCUACAUCAUCGCCAAAACUCUCAGUGAGCAUAAUUUCCCACAGCUUCCUGAGACCUUACAUUACCUCUAGCUCUCCUUAGAAGGUCCCAGAAGGUCAGAGGACAGUGUCACCACAGUCAUCUUCCUCAUUGAACUUCUGAAUAACUUCUUUAAGGAUCCAUUCCCAGAAGAAUUUUUGGCACUUUUCAGAACCUGGGUAAAUGACCCAAACCCUACAGUUUCCAAGUUGAGUCUCCAAAAGAUUUCUACCAUGGCAACUGUCAUUAACAAGGUGGGUCUAUCUGUUGUGUGUGGAAGUAUCAAACGUCAAAGGCUUAAUUUAUGUAUUGUGGAUUCAUUUCCCUCCAAAGACAAAACCGUUACAAUACAGGCUAUGAUACCCUCCGAAGCUCUCUCUGGGAUAGACAAAGUAACAUACUCCUACCUGUGUGUCCGAAUUGCUUCCAGCUACUACCCCGCUCAUGGACCAAUAACAUCUCAAACUGAUAUCCAGGUAGACAUCUCUAACUCAGCCAUGCCAAGCAUUAGAGCAAUGGCCAUUAGACAUUUUGGUGAAUUACUCAAGGAAAUGAAUCAAUACAGUUGGAUGCUAAAGCCCAUUGUUCUCAAAGCCUUGGUGCCUUUGAUCCUGUUCUUGGAAGAUACAGAGAUCAAAGUAGUUAAAGCAUGUAAAUAUACAUUAAACAUCUGUGCUCCAUAUUUUAAGUGGGUAUCUUUACCUUUGCUUGAAGAUAAAUAUUACAAUUAUGAGAUAAUUGUGCUCAGCAUCUGCAACUGCCUUUUCAACAAUUAUGGAAACUACAUUUCAGAGAUUAUUUAUACAACUGUAGGAUUUUUAAAGAGCUCUAGAGCUUAUCUAAGGAAAGCAGCAAUCAUUUUAAUAGGAUACCUGGCAAAAACUGGGAGUAAUUUACUUCUCAAGGAUGAAAUUGAAGUCAUGCUGAAGGCUAUGGAAAAAGUACUCCAUGAUCAAGAUCCUACCAUCCAGCGGAUGGCCGAUUUUACCUACACAUUAUUUAAGGAAGUAGCCUGUGAAGUGAAAGAGUCCAGCCUUAAACAACAUUUCCGAAGGUUAUGCAGUUUCUUCCAAUUCAAAGACAUUUUGCUUCUUUAUAAUUAUAGAGGUAGAGAAGCUAUUGACUCUUUUUAUGAGCUUGAUGAAUACACACUACAAUAUAGGAAAACAGAAGCUAGAGAAAACAGUGAAAACCGACUAGAACAAUUCUAUGACAAUAGUUGA